GGCAUCUUCGCCCACGGGCUGUCAAUAAUCUAUCAAUGUACUCAAAAAUUAGCCUUCAUAUACUCAAACGUAUCGAACGGUUCUCGAAGCAGGAAGGAUGAUGCUUGCGGUUUGGGACUCGAGCCCUUGAGCGGCAACCGACCUUCACAUGCGUACACUUGCAAAAUGUCGAUGGCCCAAGUGGACAUCUACUACUCAUGUACUCCGUGUAGAGCAAUCUCAGAAGCAGGAUAUAUAUCAAGAUACUGGGCCGCUUCUCUUUUUCUUUCUCCCAUUGAUUCUAAACCCCUUCGAUUCACCCAUAUUGAUGUGUAGUUGCUCAGUCGCUUUAAUACUUAGAUUGAGUCCAAUCGCCAUUGUACCUUCCUUUGAAGUCUUUAACGCCUUCCAUUCUUAAAUCAACAUCUCUCUUACCCUUAAUUCUCACGAUCCUUCCCUGAAUCACUAAUUCUAUAUAUCCUUUAACAAAUUAUUGUUUCCUUGUUUCACAUCUUCAACCACAUAAGUCGGGUACUUUUUGGUACUCAUAACUUGCAAUCAUGUCGGGCUUCAUCCCUUACCUAGGGGAGGUGUUUUCAAAUGUCAACUACCGUCGUCCUGAAUACAGAAAUUCAUACUCGGGUUCAGAAAAAUCUUCAAGAGGCUCCAGCAUGGAUCUAUCUCGGACGCCCUCAAAAAGUUCCAGUAAAUUCUCUCAGGGCAUUCCGGACGCUCUUACAUUUGACAAAAUUAUCAAUGGUGGAACAUGCCCUCCCAUGACCGUGAGAGAAUUUAUGAAUUAUCUCGAGUUCAUUGAGCAUGCUCCAGAAAAUCUUCAGUUCUUCCUCUGGUUUCGAGAUUACACAUCUCGUUUUGAGAAAUCGAAACCAUGCAAUCCCUUCUCCACUCCACCCGCAACAGCCUCUUCAGAACGUCAGGCUUCUAGUUCAUCUGAAUUUCAAAGUGAUUCAGCGGUUGGCUUUGAUGAUGCUGCUUAUGAUAAGCGACCAAUGACUACCCUUGCAGUCAAAACUACAAUAGAUUCUCCGCCACAGGUUACGGCUCCUUGGGAGACAGGUUUUGAUAAAGAAGCAAAAUCCUUAAUGGAAGUUCGACCAGCAGCACAAGACUCGUACAGUUCAAUUGCCCAGCAAACUUUCAGUCGUGCUGGUAUUCCAAUUCCAGAUAUUAAUCUGCCUUAUCGUGAUGAAAUUGAUCGAAUCAUCGCCAUAUAUAUCGCAGAUAAUGGCCCUCGCCAACUCAAUCUGUCCUCACGCCAAAGGACUACUCUUCUUGAGCGUCUCUCAACCACAACUCAUCCGACUGCCUUUCAACCCAUUGUUGAAACCGUCGAAUCUAGCUUGAGGCAUCAAGCACACCCCAAUUUCAUCCGUUGGAGUAUUUGCAAUGGCAAUAAACCACGUCAAAUGUUUGCUAAGGGUCUUGGUGUCGCUCUUAUCAUUUUCGGAUUCCUGUACGCAAUUCUUACAACCCUCAGUAAUAUGUCCCGAGGAUGGCGUGCAUUUUCGGCAUUGUUCUGGAUCCUGGGCAUCUCUACAUUAUAUGCAGCAUUCAGGGGAAUGUGUGUUGUAUUACAUGGUCUUCAUCAUCGCCAUCUUCGACCUUGGGAAUUAUGGGAGUCUGAGGACUCUGCCAUGUAUCUGGACGACACAUCUGGCAGCGGAAAGUAUGAAGAGUAUCCAUGGGUCAAGAAAUACGAAAAGAGAUUUGUCAUUAGAAAGAUCUUUGAUCGAGAGGUUUGGGUACAGGAGCCGGCAUUGAGACAGAUACAGGAUAUCAUUUUCCUGCAAUCUUUGCUUGUCGGUACCGGUGUAGCUGUCGUUUUGACGAUCAUCUUCUUGGCUGUUCCAAGAGGUGGUCUGUUCUGAGCGGGAUAAAGAGCAGAGGAAUGAUAUACAAUAAAGAAUAGCAGCAUACUGGGAUGAAUAUAUGAAACUGGAAUGGUGGGAUGACUAGGUGACCUUGGCAGCUAUAUGAAAUUUGCUGAAGAUACUGGUUUUGCUACCUUGUGUUUGGUCGAGAUAAGGAUCAGAGCUACUUGAUAAUUGUACUUUAAUAUACCUCUGCUAGCCACGAUGGAAUGAGGACUUUAAUCUCCAUGCAACCGUUUCUAAUAUUGUCCUAAAAUCCA
Botrytis cinerea B05.10 is the source of this 2131-nucleotide messenger RNA. RefSeq lists its product as hypothetical. Lineage: Eukaryota; Fungi; Ascomycota; Leotiomycetes; Helotiales; Sclerotiniaceae. The record is from RefSeq and is a predicted model, not a curated record. The transcript has 3 exons. Bases 540 to 1868 code for a protein of 442 amino acids.